Messenger RNA from Chrysoperla carnea, 1326 nucleotides. RefSeq lists its product as uncharacterized. The transcript has 4 exons. Gene Ontology annotation, cellular component: membrane. The record is from RefSeq and is a predicted model, not a curated record. Bases 1 to 1143 code for a protein of 380 amino acids. Gene Ontology annotation, biological process: lipid metabolic process. Gene Ontology annotation, molecular function: oxidoreductase activity, acting on the CH-CH group of donors. Lineage: Eukaryota; Metazoa; Arthropoda; Insecta; Neuroptera; Chrysopidae.
AUGGCAAUACAAAUUUUAGAUGAAAAUCAUUUAGCAAUAAGUGCUAUUGUUACCGUUUCAAUGCAAAUUAUUUUCUUUAUAAUCGCUGCAACAUUUCAAAUGGAUAAAUUAACUGAUUUUGCUGGGGGUGUGAAUUUUAUUAUAUUGGCAUUGUUAACAUUUUUUUUAGGUCAAGUUGGACGGAAAAAUUAUGAAAGUCGACAAUUGAUGGUAACAAUAUUUGUUUGCUUAUGGGGUGCACGAUUAUCGUGUUACUUGCUAUAUAGAAUCGUGAAAAUUGGCAGAGAUAAACGAUUUGAGGAUAAAAAAAGCAAUAUUAUACGAUUUGCUGUAUUUUGGACAUUUCAGGCAAUUUGGGUCUACACAGUAAGUUUACCAGUAAUUGUUAUCAACUCGCCAAAACAUGGUUUUCCAAAUGCACCAAAAACAAUGACGUCAUUAGAUUCAGCAGGAAGUGGUUUAUUUAUAAGUGGUUUACUAGCCGAAACUUAUGCGGAUUUACAAAAAUUCUCCUUUAGACAAGAUCCUGUUAAUCAAGGCAAAUGGUGUAAUGAUGGAUUAUGGCGUUUAUCACGACAUCCAAAUUAUUUUGGUGAAAUAUUACUAUGGUGGGGUAUCUUUAUUAUUUCAUUGAAUGUUAUCAAAGGCUAUGAAUGGGUUGUGAUUGCGUCACCAAUAUUUAUCACAUUAAUUAUUCUGUUCUUAUCCGGAAUACCAAUGUUGGAAAAAUCGUCUGAUGAAAAAUUUAGGGAAUGUGCUGAAUAUCGAAAAUAUAAAAACUCAACAUCCCCCUUGAUACCAAUACCACCAUCAAUUUAUCAAGAAGUUCCAGGUUUCCUGAAAUUUGUCUUGUGCUGCGAAUUUCCAUUAUAUAACUCAUUAAAAGUGAAAAAGACGACUGUAACGACAUCAGUGACAUCUACAUCAAUGAAUACAUCACAUCAUUCGCAUUCUACACAGCAAGGGGGUGGUGUACCAACGUCGAUAAUUGUCCAACGGAGUUCAUCAUCGAUAAACGCACAAACAAAUAAUGUGCAAACAAAUCACCAUCAACAACAGGCUCAACAACAGCAAAUUUUAAUCACAACAAGCCAAUCAUCAACUGCAUAUCAUCAUCCAGAAUCGAGUAGUAAUAUUACAUAGCUAUAACUAUAGCAAUUUAGUAAUAAUUAUACAAAACAGACUUCUAGUGAUAAUAAAAAUGCUAUUAAAUAUAAUACAAAUUCAAUUACUACUGAUUUAUAAAAACUCGUCCAUAUUCGCUACUCGAUUCAUAUAAUUGUCACUUUCUUUUACACUCGAUAAUGUAGAACUCACCCUAAUUUA